AUGCCGACAUAUCGCCCGUCCAAGGUCGAGCUGGCGGACACCGUUGAGCUUAUGCAAAAGCGGCUAGAGAGCCUUCUGCGGCAAUGGGAAACGCAGCCGCUUUCGAUAUUAACUCCACCGGUUCAAACAUCUUCUCUUGGAUCUUCCGCCGACUCGGCUGUGCCUCCAAAAGUCGAGAGCAUUCCGAAUGGACUCUUUCGACAACACCACGGGAGUGAUUUCUCUGCUGACCUCCCGAGCGACUUCUUCAGCAAUUCCUACUCGGCACGUAGCUCGAUUGGAAACGGGGCCAUGGCGGUCCACACACAAGGGGAAGACUUCUUCAGGACCCCCCAGACGGCCUGCAGUCCCAUUGACCAUGGAUCCCUACCCUUUCAGCCGCAGGGGGGCGACUUCUCUGCAGACCUGUCAAAUGACUUCUUCAACAGCUCUCGUGCGGGCCGGACGCGAAGCGGGACAGAUAUUUCAUCAGUUCAGGCCCUUGAGACUCUGGGCAGCGCGGGCGGGCGGACACAGGAGGAUCACCACGGACUAUGGAUGCCAAGCCUGCGGGAGCUCAGGGGGGUGACCGCCGCCUCGCUGAGCCAGGGCACGACCGAGGCGGACAACAAAAACAGCAGCGGCAUCGCUGCGACGGCAUGCCUAGCAGAGCUUUCGGCCUUCUCCACCGCCAUCUUCACCACGCAGGCCGAGGUCGCGGGCGUCUCACUCGCCGUGGCUGAGUACCUGGCGUGGAUGCGCAAGGAGCCGCAGCCGCCGGCCAACCUGACCCGGAUGCUGCAGACGCUCGAGGCACGGGCGCGCGAGGUCCACGAAAUGGCGCGCACGAGGCACUGGACGGCGUGGCGGGCCAUGGCGGCGGCGCUGGAGCCGCACGAGAGCCUGGGUCCCUCCCUGCGGGGCCUGGAGGAAGACCUCUUACGGCGCGAGGCUGAGGUUGACAACUUCUUCGAGGUCGGCUACAGCGCCGGCCAGGCGCUGACCAACCAGUACAAGCCCUAG
This is a messenger RNA of Diaporthe amygdali, 1002 nucleotides long. RefSeq lists its product as uncharacterized. The transcript has 2 exons. The coding region runs from base 1 to 1002 and encodes 333 amino acids. NCBI's taxonomy places the organism in Eukaryota, Fungi, Ascomycota, Sordariomycetes, Diaporthales, Diaporthaceae. The record is from RefSeq and is a predicted model, not a curated record.